AUGUCGUCCUCAGAACCUCUAGAUACCGAGCUCUCUGCUGAAGAGCGCGAACGCCAGGAUCGUGAACAAAGAGAACGGGAAGCUGCUGAACAAUCCAAACUGCCAUAUAAAUGGAUUCAAACCAUUAAAGAUGCCGACAUCACAUUCGCGGUGCCCGCAGAAAUGCGAGGUCGGGAUCUAGAUGUCCUGCUGACGAAAUCAAAGAUUCGCGCAGGUAUAAAGGGAAAGGAGCCUAUAAUUGAGGGAGAAUUUCCUCACCCAAUUCAUGUGGACGAGUCAACCUGGACCCUCGAGCCAAUAUCUAACGGAAAAGAGGUAUCUAUCCAUCUUGACAAGAUGAACAAGAUGACGUGGUGGCCACAUAUUGUGACAUCUGCUCCAAAGAUAGAUGUUAGUAAGAUUCAACCUGAAAACUCCAAACUGAGCGACCUGGAUGGCGAGACUAGGGGUAUGGUGGAGAAGAUGAUGUACGAUCAGAGGCAAAAGGAGAUGGGAAAGCCAACUAGCGACGAAGAAAAGAAGAUGGAUAUUUUAAAGAAGUUUCAGGCACAGCAUCCAGAGCUCGAUUUCUCGAAUGCGAAAAUGGGAUAA
Molecule: messenger RNA, 591 nt
Organism: Ophidiomyces ophidiicola
Lineage: Eukaryota; Fungi; Ascomycota; Eurotiomycetes; Onygenales; Onygenaceae
Exons: 3
Coding region: 1-591 (196 amino acids)
Biological process (GO): protein folding
Cellular component (GO): cytoplasm
Source: RefSeq, a predicted model, not a curated record